GUACACUACUUGGUAAUUAUAUCAUGUGUCAAUACAUCUCCAUCCAUCUCUUUACACCUCCAUCCAUCUUCUCUUCUACUUUCUUCUGGUGUCAACACAAUCGACCUAAGGUCUCCGAGUGAAGCGUAUAGUCGCGUUUCAUCCAACCUAACCUGACCAACCACAGUGAAAGAAUUUAAUACACAUCUUGAAGCGUAGUUUACGUGAAAAAUGAUCUUAGGAACACGAAUAUGAAGUUCGUUUUUCGGUUUCGGGCAAGGGGGCUCCCAAACGGGCCUUUGCCCCCACCGAAGUGAAAUGGUACCAAAUACACGGUAUAUGGUAGUCAAAUUAAAGAAACGUUUGCCUAGAAAUAAAUUCCUAGGCCAUUUCAAGAUAGUAUGCAAAACAUAGAUUUUUUGGUAUUUUUCCCGUAAACUGUACUUUUGCCAUAUAUCUUUAAACUUGAUUAUGAUUUACUAACUAUUCGGUGCAGCAAACCGGGAUUUUACAAACUUUGAAAAUAGAAUGUUAUUCAAAACCCAGAUAGUGUAAAGGAACAUUAAAAGCUAAGCACCGUUGUCACACAGUGCUUUUAUUUGGCUCGAUAUUUGUUGAGGUCGUACUGUAAGUGUUUGGCUACGUUAGUACCAAAUGUAGCAUCUCUACUUUGUGCAGCUGAUGUGAAAAGCGAAACGUGGUCAAAAUAAACAGUGACAAAAACAUAUCCCGAAAGUAAACACAAAACAAAGGCUCCCACAAGCAUCUUUGGCUCACCCUCUUUGGCUCCCACAAGUUACUAGUAAAGAGGUAAACACAUUCAAAAAGGGGGGAAUUCAUACAUGAUUGUGAAAUUCGGCGAAUAAUUCGAAAGAGAACCGAUAAGAAUUGCAUGUCAUCCAUUUGCUGGCUCUUGGUACUGCAUAAGGAAAAGUCGUGAAUGGACUAUUGAUUGGGUCGGCUACAGCCAGAGUUCUUCUAUUUAUAAUUAUUAUUUAAUAAUUUUUGUUACCGCUUUUAUCAGAGAUGUCUCAAAUAGAUAAUAUAAUUAUUCAAGUAAGGGCACGCCUGCAAGCUUUGGCUAUUAAGUUAUGGCUGGAGCCCUAUUAUUACGAUGGAGUUGGAUGUGUGGAGGAUGAAAUUGAGAAAUUAGCCGAGAGCUUUAGCAGCAACUUAGGAAUUUCCAAAUCCAAUUGCAAAUUAGCAUUGACGGAGCUGCAGGAAGGUGCCCUAAGGAAAUUGGCCUGUCGCAAAGAGUUUGAAGAGUCAGGUAUGGCUACAUUUAGCGUUCGUCGUAUUAACAACCAACAAGGCACCCAAAAUAUUGUCGAAGUGAAAUGUCCCCUAACAUCUCUUGGAGAUGAGCUACACACAAAAAUUGCCCAGGCUUUAGAUAUAAUCGAUUCCAAUAGAGUCAAAUGCAUAGCAUCGGGAAAAAUUGUUGACUCCCAGAGAACUUUAGAUUCUCAAGGUCUUAAAAACAAUCAGCAGUUGAUGGUCAUUAUAAGCGAAGUUGACAAGACUGCAGUGCAAAAUCAAGAGGAAGCCAUGUACGAUCGCAUACGUAAAAUAAAAAUGGAUGUGGAGGCAAUUGUAGAUUCAAGCCGUCAAUUAUUUGAGAUGGAGGAUCAAGAUGGUAAUCCCGUAUUUCUGCCACCCGCCGAAAAUCGAGCUUUACUUAUGGGCAUGAGUUUCUAUGAAAAGGCUCGUGCAGCCAUGAAGCGUGAACAAUUCGAUGAGGCACUGAUUCUUUUAUUAGAAUCAGAUGAAAAAUUUGUUACCUGCAACUCGAAAUUUUUGGAAUCAGUCGACAAUUAUGCCUUGGUUAAUCUGGAUAUUGUUUGGUGUUAUUUGUGCCUAAAGAAUGUUACACAGCUACCUGACGCUCAGCGCCGCCUUGAUAUAUGUGAAAAAAGUUUUCGCCGUUCUUAUGGUGAUAAUCUACAACGUCUGAUAACGCUAAAGGGAGAAGGUUGUCCGGAAAAGGCUCUCAUUAUGCGGCUGCAUUUACUACAGGGUGUUGUACUCUUCCAUCAAAAUCGUCGCAAUGAGGCCUAUGACAAACUGAUAACGGCUGGUACAGAAUUGGAGGCUCUUAAGGUGGACGAUGGCUCCGUGAUUGCUUUAAUGGAAAUGGGCUAUGAACCCCAUGAGGCAAGAAUGGGUCUAAGAUCGUGCUCGGGCAAUCUGGAGCGUGCCAUUAAUUUCAUACACGAACGUAGAACAAAACUAAAAGAAGCUCGCCAAAAUUCCAAAAAGGAACGUAAACUUAAUAAGAACUUGACUUCGAGUAAUAAGGAGGAGAAAGACUGGGUCAAUCCACGUAGUGUUUGUACUCUAAUGGAAAUGGGAUUUGCUCGUGAUGUUGUGGUUGAAGCCUUAAAGCGCAGUAAAAAUGAUGUGCCUAAUGCGUUGGAUUUAUUACAAACCAAUGCCGAUGAAUUGAGCCGUAGUCUUCCGCCAGCCCAAAACGCCGACUCCGAUAUUCUAUCUCAGCUACAACAGCUAGGUUUUACUGAAGAUUUAGCUCGUGUGGCCCUGGAGACCACCCAGAAUAGCUUGGAUAAAGCCAUUGAUUUUUUGAUAAAAACCCACGGUAGUGAAACCGAACUAAUGGCUGCCAUGGAGCGAAUGACCAAUGCAGCGGUUGCUACCGUUGCCAGCGAUCAGUAUGAAGGACCAUCUACAUCCUCUGGUGUCAAUACAUUGGUGACAAAGGCUUUGGGUAAAGCUCAAAAGGAAAUGGAAUCUUUGAAAGCCUAUCAGCGUUUCACCGAAGAAAUGCCGGACAACGAAAAUGAUUAUCUGGAUUUGCCUUUGGUACAAGAGGAACAAAUACUCGCCGAAUAUAAACGUUUAUUAGAACAGUGAUACAGGAUAUGACAAGACAAGACUAAAGCAAUGUUUUAUUUUAAUGUUUACAUACCAGCAACGAUUGUUAUAUUUUUUACUUGAUGUUUUGAUUGUGUUUUAAUAUUUGAAAAAAAAAACAAAUGCAUUACGAAUUUCUUCAAGCCAAAUUGGUCAUUAUAACAUUUAAAAUGUUUUGAUAAAUAAACGUGUACACGCAACUCAUA
Molecule: messenger RNA, 3056 nt
Organism: Stomoxys calcitrans (stable fly)
Lineage: Eukaryota; Metazoa; Arthropoda; Insecta; Diptera; Muscidae
Product: NEDD8 ultimate buster 1
Exons: 6
Coding region: 1006-2850 (614 amino acids)
Biological process (GO): regulation of ubiquitin-dependent protein catabolic process
Molecular function (GO): protein binding
Source: RefSeq, a predicted model, not a curated record